AUGGUAUCUCGCCAUAAUUACCCGGAUUGGUUACUCUCAGCCGUAUACGCGAGUUCUAAUGUGACCCAGCGGGAGGUGCUCUGGAGACAUUUGGAAAGCACUGUCCAGAAUAACCAAGGCUCGUGGCUUCUUGCUGGCGACUUCAAUGACUUUAGCCAUCAGAAUGAGAAACAGGCAUUUUCUGACCAGAACUCUAGUAAUGCCGCACAAAGUCAAAGACGCAGCAGGCAAUUUGUGGAACGAAUUAACAAAUGUAGCUUAAUGGAUCUUGGCUGUGUUGGGCCAAGACUUACCUGGUCUAAUAAUCGUAAGGGAUGGGCAAACACUAUGGUUCGUCUAGAUCGAGCUCUGUGUAACUCGGAAUGGCACACCUUAUUUCCUGAUGGUUGUGUUCGCAACUUACCUUGGACCUAUUCGGAUCACUCCCCGUUAAUGGUAUACACCCAAGGUAUGCACCCCCUUAACUCCUCUGCUAAACCCUUUAGAUUUGAGGUUGCAUGGAUUUCCCAUGAGGAAUUCAGGGCUGUGGUGGCUGAUAGCUGGGUUUUCUUGAACCCAUCCAUCUCCUUAUCCCUGGAAACUCUAGCUCAAAAAGCCUCGGCCUGGAAUAAGCAUGUUUUUGGUAACAUCUUUAGAAAUAAAAGAUGGUUGAUUGGGCGCGUUGAAGGGAUUCAAAAAUCCCAAGCUCGGUACUAUUCUCAUAACCUUCAUCUCCUUGAGAUGGAGUUGGUGUCCCAAUAUAACCAUACUCUUUAUCAAGAAGAACUUUUAUGGUUUCAAAAAUCCCACUCUAAAUGGAUCACUCAAGGAGAUCGUAACACCAAAUACUUCCACCUCACCAUCAUUGCUAAGAGGAGGAAACUGAAGAUCGAUGUGCUCAAAUCUGACAGUGGGGAUUAG
Messenger RNA from Camellia sinensis, 900 nucleotides. Lineage: Eukaryota; Viridiplantae; Streptophyta; Magnoliopsida; Ericales; Theaceae. The record is from RefSeq and is a predicted model, not a curated record.